Oncorhynchus tshawytscha (Chinook salmon) is the source of this 2626-nucleotide messenger RNA. Its product is annotated as LHFPL tetraspan subfamily member 3 protein-like. Gene Ontology annotation, cellular component: plasma membrane. The transcript has 4 exons. The record is from RefSeq and is a predicted model, not a curated record. Gene Ontology annotation, biological process: sensory perception of sound. Lineage: Eukaryota; Metazoa; Chordata; Actinopteri; Salmoniformes; Salmonidae. Bases 1314 to 1997 code for a protein of 227 amino acids.
AGUCUACCAUCUUUAACUCAGUCAUAGAGACUGAGUGACCGGGAGAGGCGCGCCGCGUGCACUGAAUCGGGGAGGCCAUUUUCGCCCUGACCGAGCCGCGUGAGCAUUUGAAAUUUGUUUUGCGAUUAUUGUACAGCCUCCAUUUCGACGCGCAAACUGUCAAGCGCAGAUCAUGUGAUUGCGAGGAUGUGGGCUUAUCUUGUCGUCCGGAUCUGUCCGUAACCUACAGACGGUACCAAAGCCAGAACGCGAGGUUGUGGGAUUGAUGCAGCAGUGUUUGGACGGCUAGUCACGAAUGUAGGGCUACACAUCUCUUUGAAAUAUAUUGCUUGGAUAGAAUGUAACAGGCUAUAUUGAAACACCUCAUGGGGCAGACAGAUGCAAUGUUGUUAUAGGUUGAGCGAACUGAACAUCGUCAGCGUUGACACGCACACCACUGUCCGCUUCAUCUGGUGCGGUUAUUGAAUCGUGUCUCUCCUCUCUUUUCUUUCAGCAUCACUGACAGAGGCUGCUGAUGCUGCCGUAGCUCGUGAAAAUAUUCUCCGUAGCAAAGUACCGGGACAGGGCUGUGUGUAAUUUAUCCCGGGCUAGAUGCUGUGAAUUAUCUCGCAGGAUUGUGAUUUGGUUUUACGGGAGGGAAUGCAUCAUAGACCUUGUGUUUCGUUUGCUCCGGUUUGAUUCUGUCGCUGUCGUCUACAUUGCUUAGGAAAUUGGAGGCAUAGCCUAUUGCAGUCACUGCUGUUCUGUAAGCUAUUGGCAGGCCAAAAAGAUGUAUAUCGAUUUAAAUUUGAUAAUUUGUGAAAUGUCAUGUGUAAUAUCCGAAUGACAAUCUGAUAUUUGCUGUGUUUUUCAAGGAGGUAUUCCGGGGACAUACGCAAGUGACACGUGCCCAGAGAGCGAUGUGUCUGACAGACGGGCAUUCGUAGCCUACGAGAGAGGUGGGAGGGAAUUAUUUCUCACAUACACUAGUUCAGGAGUCGCCAAGUUCUCAGAGUUAUCAGUUAGGCUAAAUAUAGGAGCGAGCUUGCAGAUAAACGUUUUGACUAUCCAGUGUAUGCACCAGCAUCGGGAUGCGACGUCAUGAGUUGAAUAUGCUGGCCAGAUGUUGCCUUUGAUGUGAUUCAUUCAAUCUAGGCUAGGCCUACUGUUGGGUGCUUUUUACAGCAGAAAUAACUACGGACUCCUGCAUUUCUCAACUAAUUAAUUAGUCAGUUAAUUAGCCCCCCCCCCGUUGCUUGUCUACCUAAUUUAAAUAAGCAUAUCUAGGCUACUUCAUAAUACCCGGACUGGGAUACAACACAAACUGUGCUACAAUGAUACCCGGAUCGGCCGCGUCGAUGCUCCCAUCCAUGUCGACGGAUGACAUUAAACUAUACCAGCAUAACUACGUCCGCAACUCCCGUGCCAUCGGACUCCUGUGGGCCAUUUUCACCAUCCUGUUUGCCAUCUUGAACGUGGUGAUCUUCAGCCAGCCCUAUUGGAUCGGAGACGGCGUGGACACCCCUCAGGCCGGCUACUUCGGCCUCUUCCACUUCUGCACCGGCGACGGAAUCCAGAGAGAGCUCGACUGCACAGGGACCUUCACAGAGUUCGCUCAGAUCCCUUCCACCGCGUUCAAGGCCGCGUCGUUCUUCGUAGGAAUGUCGAUGAUGUUGGUGAUGGCUUGCAUCGCUUCCUUCACUCUCUUCUUCCUCUUCUCCACCACCACCGUCUAUAAGAUCUGCGGCUGGAUGCAGGGGGCCUCGGGUGUAUGUCUGGUGAUGGGCUGUAUAAUCUACCCUGACGGCUGGGACAGUGACGAGGUGCGGAGGAUGUGUGGGGAGCAGACGGACAAGUACAGUCUGGGAGCGUGCUCCAUGCGCUGGGCUUACAUCCUGGCUAUCAUGGGGGUUCUGAAUGCCCUCAUGCUCUCCUUCUUGGCUUUUGUACUGGGCAACAGACAGGACGGACUCAUGACCGAGGAACUACUGGCUGAGAGCAAGGCUGGGAAUGCCUAAAACAACCCAUAGGUGUCUGCGUUUCCUAGUGUGUACGUGUAACUUUCAUCAUCACGCUCCAGAGUUUUACCCAUCAUCCCCCAGAAGAGGACGACACUGGCACACUCUAUGGCUAUGAGAGAGAGAGAAGAGAGAGAUCGAGAGGAGAAGAGAGUAAAAGAGAAAGAGAGGUGGACAAUGAGUGAGCGAAACAGACAGGAGAGAGGGAGAGAAAUGCUAUGUAGCCAGAUGUCUCCCAUUCAUUCACACAUGGACUGUAUUCUAGUUCUCACCUUCUAGUCUAUGCUGGAUCUGCCAAUGAUAUGUACAUCUCUAUUAUAUUGGCCCUGCUCACAGUCCUACAGUCUCUCUACCUCCACACUAUUCCACUGUCACUGAACCCCUAGGAACCCCAGCAGAGACUAGACAAUCUUCACACAGCCGAUCAUCGACCAAGACGGGGACAGAGACUGACCAACAGAAGACGUAUGGAUUAUCUGUGUAUGGAUGAAGACCAACAGAAGGGUUGAAGUAUUGUUCUUGAAAUCAUGUAUUGUAGUGAGAGAAAAAACACACACACUCAGAUACACACACACACUCACUCAGACACACACUCACUCAGACACACACACUCACUCACUCAGACACAC